Dissoconium aciculare CBS 342.82 is the source of this 2013-nucleotide messenger RNA. RefSeq lists its product as uncharacterized. Bases 135 to 1859 code for a protein of 574 amino acids. The transcript has a single exon. The record is from RefSeq and is a predicted model, not a curated record. NCBI's taxonomy places the organism in Eukaryota, Fungi, Ascomycota, Dothideomycetes, Mycosphaerellales, Dissoconiaceae.
AGUGACGACAACCGACGCGUGCGCAACUUGACAAUAUCCAGCAUUCCAAGGUUGCUCGUCGUUCGAAAAGUCUUCCUAUGUUGCGAUGGUCUAAACCACUCGUUCGAUCUACAUACUAAGUCAUAGCAUUCAUCAUGGACCACGAAAGCCUGCGCACAGCAUCGACGUAUCUCAAUAAUCUCUUGCUCGCACGUGGCCUGCUCCGCAAUGUCGAGCCUAUCGACUUUGUCAAGCCGUCGAAAGAAAGUCGCGCACAAAUCAUCAACCUCGUACACGACUUAAUUCUUCGUGACGAUCGCGCCAAAGAUGAGCGAGAAAAGAUCGCCGAGACCAUUCGGAAUCUACGCACAGAAAACGCAGCCAAGACGGCCCAGAUUGAGCGACUCACGACCAAAGCCGAGGAGCAUUCUCGUACGGCAGUGCAGGCUCAGGCAGGAGAGCGCACUGCCCAGACAGAGCUGAAAAAGGUGGAGAAGGCUAUGAAAGCGUUGCAGGACCAGACAGCGAAAUUGAAGACUACCCUUGCUCAGGUCAAGACACAAUGCACCAACGAUGUCCGCAAGCGUGACCUAGAGCUCGGUCGGCUCAAAACACAUUUACAAGGUCAGCAGCGAGGUAACAAGAUUGGUCUGGCUGCACCGACCAUGCACAUUCGACAGUCGAGCGACAAAAAGUCGAAUGGCGAUGCAGCUGCGCGGGACAUUCGCGAUGCCGAAUACAGCUUGAAGCAAGAGACAACCGAGUUCUUGACCCAGCUGGGCCAGAGUCUGAGCGAUGAGAAUGAUGGGCUCAUCAACAUUGUUCGUAGCUCCCUCGAAACGCUCAAGGACCUUCUGGGAUUACAAUCGGAGCAACACCCUGACAGCGCAAUUGGCAGCCUGGGUAGUGAGCAAGGGACAGGCACGGUCCCUAAAGGCAAAAGUGAUACUGCCGUCGUACAUGCACUGCCAGCAUCGCAUGAGAAGCUCGCGAGCGACAUGAACUCAACACUGUCGCAUCUCAAGAACCUCCUCACCAACCCAAAUUUCGUUUCUGUGGAAGAAGUCGAGAUUCGCGAGGAUGAGAUCGGUAGACUCCGGACAGGGUGGGAGAGGAUGGAACAACGCUGGAAAGACGUUAUUCACAUGAUGGAAGGUUGGCGUAAGCGCAUGGACACUGGCGAGACAAUCAACAUGGAUGAUCUUAGAAGGGGCAUGGGUCUAGUAUCGCCAGAUCGGGAUCGCCACGAUGCGCUUCUACCGGUACAGGAGCAGAGUUUCAUGGACAGUGAACUCAGUGAGAUUCAGAUGCCGGAUGUCAGCGAGGUGCACGAAUCCAGUCUCAUUGCACCAGCACCGCCGGUACACAAGCAGCCGCUUGUGAAUCACCCAAAGCGGAAACGCGACGCGUUGGAACCACCUGAAUCGUUCAAUCUUCGACCUACAUCGAGAAGUCGAUCUGAGAAGACAUCGGCUCGUGCAGUUGAGGCAGCCCCAGCUGCGCCAACUUUUGAGGAUGACGAUGGCGAAGAGAGCGAGGAACUUGAGAUCCCUCAACUGAGCAUCGAAGAGAAACUCAACGUGGCACAAGUCGAAGCUGAGAAGGCUGUACGAGAGAAGAGCUCUUCGUCCACGACCGCGCGGGAAAGCAAGAUUGCUCGCUCAACCCGGGCUCUCAGUGGGACGGAAAGUGGGCGGCACGAGGGACAUGGUGUCAUUCGCGAAACGAGCGCCGACGAGGUGCUUGGGAGGGACAAGCCGGCCCCGAGUGCCAUUAGCCCCAUGGCGAAACGAACUAAGAUCCGUGGCCGACCGAGGAAUAGGAAGAGCACGCUGAGCCCCGAUGAGCUGGCGGCUUUGAUUGGUGCGGAUGAUGCAUAACGAAUACCAAGUGUGAAGGUCGAGUGCCUCCUCGACGACUUCUAUGAUUUUUGUUUUUGGUGAUGACAAACACUUCGCUUUCCUGUUCAUUUGUUGAGACAGACACAUAAUUUCAAAAUUCCCACCUGAUCAUUACGGAAGCAAUCAUUCGAUG